Coregonus sp. 'balchen' is the source of this 15064-nucleotide messenger RNA. NCBI's taxonomy places the organism in Eukaryota, Metazoa, Chordata, Actinopteri, Salmoniformes, Salmonidae. The record is from the annotation of a GenBank genome assembly.
UUGUCAAUAUAAUAAAUAAUCUUUGCCUUAGGUCAUGCGUAUGAGAGAUCGUCAUCAAAUGAUCCGCCUAGUUCCUUUUGAAAUUCUAAACGUGAUUGGCUGCGCUCUGUGAGGCUCGAUUUCACUGACGCGGUUCGUUUGGAACAAUAAAUAGAGCGAACAAGGCUUCUUCACCUCCACAAUUCUGGGAAGACAGAUGAAGAAGUUCUUGCUUCAACAGUGAUUGAACGGAACUCUUCUGCCUUCGUCCCGCACUAUAUACCAUUCUGGAUUGAUAACGUAACACUUGCUUGAACUCUAAUAGCAACAUAGUCUAAGAAACUCUAUUUUUGUACCGUUCAUUUUUAUAUAAAAGAAGAAAAUCUGCCAAAAUGGAGUCUCAGGUCCGUCAGAACUAUCACCGCGACAGCGAAGCUGCUAUCAACCGGAUGAUCAACAUGGAGAUGUUUGCCUCUUACACUUACACUUCAAUGGUAAGGAGACUACAAUAGUCUACCAAGAGGACCAUUUUGUUGAUCUACCUGUGUAUUAUUAUGCCUGGGCCUAAAUGCCAUUAUUUUUUUUGUAUUCUACCCCCUCUUUCUCCCCAAUUUCGUGACUUUUCUGUAGGCCUAGGCAAUUAAUAGCCAAGAACCUCAACUCCGUGAAGUACAUCUUUGAGUUUUACUUGGCUAGGCUAUUAAGAGCCUUCAGGCGUUCAAAUGACGCUGGGACUCUAUCCUACCUAGGACAGAGGGCGUAACAUCUCCUUGACCGGUUAAUUGGCUGGUUACAAAGUAGACUAAGGACUAGACUAGACUGAUUCAUGCCUUUGUCAUCAAGCUUAGUUGCCACAACAAGAACAGAAUGCUGAGUCAUGUUUAGUAUGUUUUUCUUGUUUUUUUUAACCACACUGUUUUAUGUUUAUCCACCCAGGCUUUCUAUUUCUCCCGUGACGAUGUGGCUCUGCCUGGCUUCGCGCAUUUCUUCAAGGAGAAUAGUGACGAGGAGCGCGAGCACGCCGACAAGCUGCUUUCCUUCCAGAACAAAAGAGGUGGACGCAUUUUCCUCCAGGACAUCAAGGUGGGGCCCCUGAGCGUCGAAAACACACAUUUACAUAGACGAGGGUUUUCAGUUGAAAAGGUUAUACAGGGACCCAAAUGGUUCCUCUAUAGCAGGGGUGUCAAACUCAUUUUAGCUCAGGGGCCACAUGGAGGAAAAUCUAUUCCCAAGUGGGCCGGACCGGAAAAAUCAUGGUGUGUAUAUAUAUAUAUCUUUAAAAAAACAACUUCAGAUUGUUUUCUUUGUUUUAAUACGAUCAACAUACAACAUAAAGCUGGAGCCUGAGGACAGUGUGUCCAAAAUAGUACAAGCACAACAUCACUAUUAAUCAUAAAACACGUCAAGUUUAUUUGAAAAUUCUAAAGAAAAAGAACACACAAACACACAAUGCCUCAGUGAUUAACAGAACUGUUUCACAGAUCACAGAACUAUAUCAGGGUGUCAUUUCUCAGGCAGAAAUGUAGAUAAAAAUAAUGAAAUCCUGUUCCCCAAACAAGUGCAAGAACCACAGAGUCAAGAAUAGGUUAAAUAUACAAAUAAAAUCAAUUAAAAACAAUAGCACAUCAACAUAAAAACAUAUAAACAUAAAUCUGAAAGCGUUGCUCAAACUCCCGUAACAGUCCCGUUAUUUUAUCUUUGAACCGCUUCAUGUCUGCCACAUGUUGGGUCGCGCACACAUUUUUCAGACAGGGGAAGUGAGCUGCAUCACCACCGGCAAGUUGCGUCUCCCACAAUGACAGCUUCAACUUGAAAGAACGUAUGCUGUCAUAAUACUGCGUGACAACUUUGUUGCGCCCUUGCAGCUGUUUGUUCAAGUUAUUCAGGUGCUCUGUAACAUCCACCAUAAAUGCAAGGUCCUGCAUCCAUUCUGCGGAAUGAAAUUCUAACACUGGUUUGCCCUUUUCUUCCAUGAACUGUUCAAUUUCUUCUCGUAAAUCAAAGAAACGCCUCAGCACAGCACCUCGGCUUAACCAUCUUACCUCAGUGUGGUAUGGCAGGCCAUAGAUGUGGUCUUUCUCUCUGAGAAGGCUGUCAAACUGACGGUGAUUCUGGAUCGGAUGAAAUUAACAGUUUGGAUGACCACCUUCAUGACGUUAUCCAUCUUUAAUGACUUGCAACACAAAGCCUCCUGGUGCAAAAUACAGUGAAAAGUCAAAAAAUCACGUCCUCCAUUUGCAGAUUGCACUUUCUCUCUGAACUUUGUCACAACGCCUGCUUUUUUCCCGAUCAUUGAGGGCGCACCAUCUGUAGCCAGGCUGACAGCGCGGGACCAGUCCACUCCGACCCUGUCCAGCGCGCCGACGAGUGCGGUAAAAAUAUCAGCUGCUGUCGUUGUAUCUGUCAUCGGCACCAACUCCACGAACUCCUCGGUGACGGUCAAUGUGUCAUCAACUCCGCGGAUGAAAAUGGCCAGUUGUGCAACAUCUGUAAUGUCCGUGCUUUCAUCAAUUGCAACUGAAAACGCAAUAAAUGACUUUACUUUUUGCUUCAACUGGCUGUCCAAAUCCACUGAAAGAUCGGAAAUCCUGUCUGCAACUGUGUUUCUUGUCAGGCUGAUAUUUGCAAAAGCCUGCCGCUUUUCAGGGCACACAAUCUCCGCUGCCUUCAUCAUGCAUGUUUUUACAAAUUCACCCUCACUAAAUGGUUUUGAAGCCACUGCGAUUUCAUUAGCAAUGAGGUAGCUAGCUUUCACUGAUGUCUCGGCUGUGAGUAAACACAGACUGCUGUUUCUUCAGACCUGCCAACAGUUCAUUCACCUUCUCUCAUCUCCGCUGUCCUUGAAAGUUUUCAUAUUUGUCGGCAUGAAGACUCCCAUAGUGGCGACGAAGGUUAUAUUCUUUUAGCACUGCAACAUGCUCUGAACACACCAAACAUACAGCUUUCCCAUUCAAUUCCGGGAAUAAAUAGGAUUACCAUUUUUCUUGGAACACUCUGCACUCUGCGUCCACUUUUCUCUUUUUUGACAGAGACAUAUUGGGGCAAUGAGGGUGCCAAAGCGCAUAAUGUUAAAAGUAGAAGCCGUAAUAAAUAUCGCGGGCAAAACAAAGUAGCUCAUUGGCUGCACGUGCUUGACCUACUUGCUCUGCCCCGGUAUAAACAGUUUGCUUGCUUAACACAAUUGCGCCAUCCAGUGGAUGCAAUUGGAACAGCAGUAUAUUUUAUUGAAAAAUUGCAGCGCAUUUUUAUACUUUACAAAAUUAUUAAAACGUUUUAUUUUUAUUUUUUAAUCAUCUCGUGGGCCGGAUUAAACCCGUUUGCGGGCCUGAUCCGGCCCGCGGGCCGGACGUUUGACACCCCUGCUCUAUAGGGACAAGCCGAAUAACCCUUUAUGAUUCUAGAUGGAACCUUUUUUCUAAACUGUAGACUUCAAGUAUGGGAGUUGUUUUGAAUGAGUAGUCAUUAAUGCUGAGUUAGUUCAUUGAAAGGUACGCCCUAUGUGACUGACCUGGUAUUAGAGCAAGGUGGCCAAAGGAGAUGUCCUGACUGCGUAGGCCUAUGAGUACAGGGAUUUUUCUGCCAUUGAAAUCAUUGGGUGGGCUGCCUAGUCCAAACAGUAGGGGGAAAAAAUAUGGAUUGUAUUUUAAGAUGUAUAUUUCUAGAAUGGAAAAACGCUUUUAGUAUAAACUAAAACCCGAUAUACAUUUUCUCUCUGCUGCAUGGCAAAAUGUGUAGAAUUGCAGGACAUUGGCUUUAAAACUGCAAAGAUUUCUCUACUCCAUGGAGGAAAUUGCCUUAAGUGUCUCUACAGUGCCAAGUUGAUCUAGAGAACCUGGAGUAGUCCUGAACACACUGCCUCUAUAACCACUGAACUGAAAAAGCGUGAGGGGUGUAACUCAACUCACACUAUCCAAACGUUAAUAAAUUGAUAUGCAAUUUAGCAGACGCUUUUUUCCAAAUCGAUUUAGCCAUGUGUGCAUAUAAUUUACAUAUAGGUUGCCCCAGCAGGAAGUGAACCAUGACCUUUGGCAUUGCAAGCGCCAUGCUCUACCGACUGAGCCACACAGGACCUAUGAUAUGUGCUUCAUAAACUAAAGCAUAUGUGGUUGUUUGUAGUGACUGUUAAAUUGACCCCAUCUUGACUUUUUGCUGAAUUGUUUCCAGUUUGUUUUAUCAACCUAUGUGCCAGAUAUACUGGCUAACUGUGGUGACUGUUAGUAGGUAUGCAUAGGAACGUCUGCUAAUAGUCUCUAACCCUCCUGUGUUCCCUCUGUCCUGUGUAGAAGCCAGAUCGUGACGAGUGGGGCAAUGGGCUGGAGGCCAUGCAGUGUGCUCUGCAGCUGGAGAAGAACGUCAACCAGGCCCUGCUGGACCUGCACAAGAUUGCCUCUGACAAGGUCGACCCCCAUGUAAGUAAUGUCCCCCUUGUUAAUGUGGAACUAUACGUCACAUGUAUACAUCACAUAGAAUACAGCCACUGUACUGUCCCAGGAGCUGAUCAGGUUGUUGUAGCUCUGCUCACCAAUGAAGCCUGCCUCUUCACACAAACACAAUAGCCCACAGAUGUACAAGAAUGCACACUAUACAAAAAGAUGCAGCCAAUGCAUAAUUUGGACCGCUCCAAACACCUCAUUGAGUUAGUUAUCUAACCGUAUGUCAUUACCACCAGGCUCUUGUGUGUAACUGCAUCUACAAUAGUGUCUGUAGUUAUUCUCUUGUCUCACCUAUGUUUUCCUUCUUUAGCUGUGUGACUUCCUGGAGUCCCACUACCUGAAUGAGCAGGUGGAGGCCAUUAAGAAGCUGGGCGACCACGUCACCAACCUCACCAAGAUGGAUGCUGUCAACAACAAGAUGGCCGAGUACCUGUUUGACAAGCACACCCUGGGAGGCCAGAGCUAAACCAUGUCCAGGCUACAGCCUCCAGCCUCAGACCAGGACUGGACUCCUGGCUUUUCUGCUCUAUUCUGCUGGUUUUGCAUCUGUAAGGAGGGGAGAGUUUUGAACUGGUACAGCGCAAUGCACAACUGCUGUAAUGUUGACAAGUUUGUAAAAAGAUCACAAGUUGUUGUUUCUAAAUGUUGCCAGCUGUAGUAAUGGAUGUUCGUCUAUUCAGGUGCUUUGAGCUGUCUUACUGAAUUUCAAUACCUAAAACAAGGGUCCUCUUCACUAGGUGUAACUGGUCAUUUUCAAUCUGCACAGAAUCUGAAUAAUAAAACCUUUUUUGAGCUGGAUUCACUGUUUGUUACUAUAUGGGACUAUAUAUCAAUCACAUGGGACCAACACUACAUGUUGAAUUUAUAUAUUUUUGUUCAGUGUACAUGAGCCCAAAGCCCACCAUCUUUCAUUUCUCUGUAGAAAUGAUAAAUACUGACAAUUGUAGGCCUACUAUGGUGACUGAGGGUCAUAAUAGGAAAAGGUUGACAUGAGGUUUAUAAGGGCUUUUACCAUAUCUUGUAAUAGUGCCAUGUCUAUUCAGGUCCCAUAAAACAACUAAACUCUAGGCCUGUAACAGUGAAAUGGGUAACUACAGUCGAUUUAGCCUGAGCAUUUUAAAAGUAUCUCAUUAGAUGGCCUAGAGGUCAUUCAAACCUGUGUAAAUCUACUAGCAAGCGGUUAUUACGCACAGGUUGUCCCAGGGUUACCGGUUGAUGGGGACAAUAUUUGUGUUCUGAAUAUAUUUCUUAACUGACAUGCUACUGCUUAUUUUAAUUAAUACUUGAGUAGUCUACUCUUCACGUUAUAUUCCAUAUUCUGAGCCAUAUGCCUAUCCAAGUCUUGAUGCAUUAGGAGCUUAGGGACUGUGUUAUUUGAGGGAUACCUGGAGAAAAAUGGAUGGCCCUCACUUAAGCAAAAUAUAUUUUUACUCAACCCUCCCUGAAUGCUUGAAAAAACAAGUGACCCUAUAUCCAAAAUAAUAAAAACAAAGUGGAUAGCAGAGAACAUGCCUACCCUCACUCCUAGGACAGACCAGAGCCUUUAGAUAUGCAGUUUUAGAAACUGUUCUUUGCCAUGUAGGCUAAUGCUUACAAAACAAAGUAGCCAGAAGGUUCUCGAUUCACAUUCCACUGCUGACAAGGGUAGGGGUGAAAAGAUCUCCAUUAUAAUAAAAGCACUGCAUUAAUCUAUCUUAUUUACGGUCCAGGAAAAGAAAUCGCUAUUUCAUGCCAUUCUACAUUUUUACACUUUUGUCAUUUAGCAGACGCUCUCAUCCAGAGCGACUUACAGUUAGUGAGUGCAUACAUUUUUUUUUUCAUACUGGCCCCCCAUGGGAAUCAAGCCCACAACCCUGGCGUUGCAAGCGCCAUGCUCUACCAACUGAGCUACACGGGGCCAAUAUUCUACAAUAUUCGACACCUUUUGCAGCAAUUACAGCUGCAAGUCUCUUGGGGUAUGUCUCUAUAAGCUUGGCACAUCUAGCCACUGGGAUUCUUGCCCAUUCUUCAAGGCAAAACUGCUCCAGCUCCUUCAAGUUGGAUGGGUUCUGCUGGUGUACAGCAAUCUUUAAGUCUUACCACAGAUUCUCAAUUCGAUUGAGGUCUGGGCUUUGACUAGGCCAUUCCAAGACAUUUAAAUGUUUCCCCUUAAACCACUCAAGUGUUGCUUUAGCAGUAUGCUUAGGGUUAUUGUCCUGGAAGGUGAACCUCAGUCUCAAAUCUCUGGAAGACUGAAACAGGUUUCCCUCAAGAAUUUCCCUGUAUUUAGCGCCAUCCAUCAUUCCUUCAAUUCUGACCAGUUUCCCAGUCCCUGCCGAUGAAAAACAUCCCCAAGCAUGAUGCUGCCACCACCAUGCUUCACUGUGGGGAUGGUGUUCUCGGGGUAAUGAGGUGUUGGGUUUGCACCAGACAUAGCGUUUUCCUUGAUGGCCAGAAAGCUCAAUUUUAGUCUCAUCUGACCAGAGUACCUUCUUCCAUAUGUUUGGGGAGUCUCCCACAUGCCUUUUGGCGAACACCAAACGUGUUUGCUUAUUUUUUUCUUUAAGCAAUGGCUUUUUUCUGGCCACUCUUCCGUAAAGCCCAGCUCUGUGGAGUGUAUGGCUUAAAGUGGUCCUAUGGACAGAUACACCAAUCUCCGCUGUGGAGCUUUGCAGCUCCUUCAGGGUUAUCUUUGGUCUCUUUGUUGCCUCUCUGAUUAAUGCCCUCCUUCCCUGGUCCGUGAGUUUUGGUGGCGGCCCUGUCUUGGCAGGUUUGUUGUGGUGCCAUAUUCUUUCCAUUUUUUAAUAAUGGUGCUCUGUGGGAUGUUCAAAGUUUCAGAUAUUUUUUUAUAACCCAACCCUCAUCUGUACUUCUCCACAACUUUGUCCCUGACCUGUUUGGAGAGCUCCUUCGUCUUCAUGGUGCAACUUGCUUGGUGGUGCCCCUUGCUUAGUGGUGUUGCAGACUCUGGGGCCUUUCAGAACAGGUGUAUAUAUACUGAGAUCAUGUGACAGAUCAUGUGACACUUAGAUUGCACACAGGUGGAGUUUAUUUAACUAAUUAUGUGACUUCUGAAGGUAAUUGGUUGCACCAGAUCUUAUUUAGGGGCUUCAUAGCAAAGGGGGUGAAUAUAUAUGCACACACCACUUUUCCAUUAUUUACUUUUUAGAAUUUUAUGAAACAAGUUAUUUUUUUCAUUUCACUUCACCAAUUUGGACUAUUUUGUGUAUGUCCAUUACAUGAAAUCCAAAUAAAAAUCCAUUUAAAUUACAGGUUGUAAUGCAACAAAAUAGGAAAAACGCCAAGGGGGGUGAAUACUUUUGCAAGGCACUGUAUGUAUUUAUUUCCACAUUGAAGCCAUGCAAUUACUUAGAAGAAUGUUGACUGAAAACAGGUUCAAGUUAACAUAUUUAGCAAAGAUGGGAUGGGUCUACAUUUUAUUUAAUUUCUGUAAGCUGUUUAACAAACUAUACUGAACAAAAAUAGAAACGCAACAUGCAACAAUUUAAAAGAUUUAACUGAGGAAAUCAAUCAAUUAAAAUAAAUUCAUUAAGCGCUAAUCUAUGGAUUUCACAUGACUGGGAAUACAGAUAUGCAUCUGUUGGUCACAGAUACUUUUAACAAAUGGGCCUCACAAUGGGCAACAAGAUCUCGUCACGGUAUUUUUGUGCAUUAAAAUUGUUAUCGAUAAAAUGCAAUCGCGUUCGUUGUCCGUAGCUUAUGCCUGCCCAAUACCAUAACACUUCCGCCAUUAUGGGGCACUCUGUUCACAACACUGACAUCAACAAACUGCUCGCACACAAUGCCAUGCACAUGGUCUGCGGUUGUGAGGCCGGUUGGACGUACUGCCAAAUUCUCUAAAACAACGUUGGAGGCAGCUUAUGGUAGAGAAAUGAACAUUCAAUUCUCUGGCAAUAGCUCUGGUGGACAUUCCUGCAGUCAGCAUGCCAAUUGCCCGCUCCCUCAAAACUUGAGACAUCUGUGGCAUUGUAUUGUGUGACAAAACUGCACAUUUUAGAGUGGCCUUUUAUCAUGGCCAGCACAAGGUGCACCUGUGUAAUGAACAUAGUAAAACAAACAGGAGGUUAUGACAGGAAUAAGAGUGGGAAGGAGGGAGAGAAAUAGGGAGAGGGGGGAAAAGUAAAGACUAAAAACGUUGUGUCACCCUUCAGAACUAAAAUAGAAAGAGUUUUGUAAUGGUUAAUAAUUUACUGUAUUGGUAUCACUUCUGUUUAUAACUCUGUGCGGCUGGUCACAUGAUGGACCCGGUUGUGACUUUAACAACAACACAGGUCCCCAGGGUUUUAAUGCUAUGUUUGCCCUUCUGCUAAAACAAGGUCACUUUGAAUGAGUGAGGGUUGCUGCUGACUAACAACAGUUCAUAAGGGUUGCUGCUGACUAAAAACAGUUGAGAUUACAGAAAUGACAGGGACAUUUGUCCUUUUGUGAUACUAUGAAAAUGACUCUCAAAAUCCUCCUGAUCUGAACCAUGGAUUACAGUCUUUCCUGGCCCAUAGACUAAGCCUACUGUCAGGGUAAGGAUUUAUAUCUAGGCCUAUAUGCUUGACUUUUCGCAAGAAAAGGAAUGCCAAGUAUGUCACAGCCGUUUUGUAACACAGGUUUAAGCAUACGUCUACUGUCACUCCCAACAGUCAGAAGAGGCUUUGUCUCAUUGUCUCCAAAACUUUGUUUGCACUCAUAAUGAAAACAUAAAGUGAGGUUCAGUCUAGAAUACUUUGUCAAACAAAGAGCACACACUUCAAGGGAUAUCUAUGUUCAAAGACCCUUACCCCAUUUGAAGCAGCUUUAUCAUUUUUCAACAAACAAUACACCUAGAUAGUAGUGCCUGAUAGAUAGAGCCUGUUUUGGGUUACAUACUAGGAAAAGAGGGGUUCUGUUCUCAAACAAUUGGAGUAGAGUUGCUACCUUAUAUACUAGGCCAGGACAGACCAGGGGCUGUAUAACAUUUAGCAAGCCUGUUGUCAGAGUAGGAGUGCUGAUCUAGGAUCAGAUCCUCCCUGUCCACGUACUCUUGGGUACAUUACCUGUAAAAAAUAUAAGGCAAUGUUUAUACACUGCUCAAAAAAAUAAAGGGAACACUAAAAUAACACAUCCUAGAUCUGAAUGAAUGAAAUAAUCUUAUUAAAAACUUUACAUAGUUGAAUGUGCUGACAACAAAAUCACACAAAAAUGAUCAAUGGAAAUCAAAUGUAUCAAUCCAUGGAGGUCUGGAUUUGGAGUCACCCUCAAAAUUAAAGUGGAAAACCACACUACAGGCUGAUCCAACUUUGAUGUAAUGUCCUUAAAACAAGUCAAAAUGAGGCUCAGUAGUGUGUGUGGCCUCCACGUGCCUGUAUUACCUCCCUACAACGCCUGGGCAUGCUCCUGAUGAGGUGGCGGAUGGUCUCCUGAGGGAUCUCCUCCCAGACCUGGACUAAAGCAUCCGCCAACUCCUGGACAGUCUGUGGUGCAACGUGGCAUUGGUGGAUGGAGCGAGACAUGAUGUCCCAGAUGUGCUCAAUUGGAUUCAGGUCUGGGGAACGGGCGGGCCAGUCCAUAGCAUCAAUGCCUUCCUCUUGCAGGAACUGCUGACACACUCCAGCCACAUGAGGUCUAGCAUUGUCUUGCAUUAGGAGGAACCCAGGGCCAACCACACCAGCAUAUGGUCUCACAAGGGGUCUGAGGAUCUCAUCUCGGUACCUAAUGGCAGUCAGGCUACCUCUGGCGAGCACAUGGAGGGCUGUGCGGCCCCCCAAAGAAAUGCCACCCCACACCAUGACUGACCCACCGCCAAACCGGUCAUGCUGGAGGAUGUUGCAAGCAGCAGAACGUUCUCCACGGCGUCUCCAGACUCUGUCACGUCUGUCACGUGCUCAGUGUGAACCUGCUUUCAUCUGUGAAGAGCACAGGGCGCCAGUGGCGAAUUUGCCAAUUUUGGUGUUCUCUGGCAAAUGCCAAACGUCCUGCACGGUGUUGGGCUGUAAGCACAACCCCCACCUGUGGACGUCGGGCCCUCAUACCACCCUCAUGGAGUCUGUUUCUGACCGUUUGAGCAGACACAUGCACAUUUGUGGCCUGCUGGAGGUCAUUUUGCAGGGCUCUGGCAGUGCUCCUCCUGCUCCUCCUUGCACAAAGGCGGAGGUAGCAGUCCUGCUGCUGGGUUGUUGCCCUCCUACGGCCUCCUCCACGUCUCCUGAUGUACUGGCCUGUCUCCUGGUAGCGCCUCCAUGCUCUGGACACUACGCUGACAGACACAGCAAACCUUCUUGCCACAGCUCGCAUUGAUGUGCCAUCCUGGAUGAGCUGCACUACCUGAGCCACUUGUGUGGGUUGUAGACUCCGUCUCAUGCUACCACUAGAGUGAAAGCACCGCCAGCAUUCAAAAGUGACCAAAACAUCAGCCAGGAAGCAUAGGAACUGAGAAGUGGUCUGUGGUCACCACCUGCAAAACCAGUCCUUUAUUGGGGGUGUCUUGUUAAUUGCCUAUAAUUUCCACCUGUUGUCUAUUACAUUUGCACAACAGCAUGUGAAAUGUAUUGUCAAUCAGUGUUGCUUCCUAAGUGGACAGUUUGAUUUCACAGAAGUGUGAUUGACUUGGAGUUACAUUGUGUUGUUUAAGUGUUCCCUUUAUUUUUUUGAGCAGUGUAUGAUGCCAUUUCAAACAGCCCCUUAUUUAACACAUUUGUGCAGUUAUACACUUUUUAUACAUAUCAGUGGGUAACUGGCAAAUUGGGAGGGGUGGGAGCAGGGGGGUGUUGUUAAACCAUGGGGGCUGUUUGCAUCAAAUUAGGGAGAUAUUAAACAAUGGAAUGUUAAUGAAUUUACCUGCAAAAAAAAGCAGAGAACCAUUCACACAGACCUGAUACCUGUAUUUUGGUUACAGGGUCUGUGAAAAUGCAGGAAUCAUGACUAGGUCUUUAGGUGGGUUAUAUUUUUCCUUGUUUUUUUACCACCUAUCCCUUUCACAAAAAAUCUGGCAAAAAGGAGCAGGCAUGGUCAAUUAGUGGGACGCGGUUUAUGAAUGAAAGGGAUAUUAUUCAAUAAGAUCUAAAAGGCAAAACUGAUCCUAAAUCAGCAAUCUUACUCUGAGACGCUUGAUGCAUACUGCCCCAGAAGAUCUAGUUCUUAUGAAUCCCAAUGAUGUUGCAACUACAUGGAUGUAUUGAGCAAUGACCCAGCACCCUGAAAGCACCCUGUCAGCAGUUAUGGAAAAUCAGGUCAUGUGAACUGAGGUUGUUAGGAAGGUUACCUUAUUACUGUGGUCUGUUAUUUCAUUAGCUGAUAACUGUUUUCCACUUCACAGUUUUAGCUUAAUAACAUGUCUAUGGUUAGGUGUAUGUAGCUACUGAUUUUGUGUAGUUAUUGGAUGCUAAUGUGAUCAACUUUGAUAAACCAUUUGUCAACUACAAUAUGCCAUUUCAAACCGAAAGGUGUAUUGUCAAAUAAAAUGUAUACAAAAGCCAUCAUAUCUGUCCCUGUCCACGUACUGUAUUCCCAUACUUCAUACUGCAAAUUGAGUUUAUAUAAAAAAAAGUGUGAUAAACCCAACAGUUUUUCUUUUGACUGCAUUCUGAAAAAGGUAAAUGAUUAAGCUACAUAUGCUAUUGAAACAUGCGCUAUUACAGAAUUAAACAGAAGUUUCAGAACUGCGUCACAACCAUAGAGGAGCAAGUUCAAGUCCUUUUAUAGCCUAAAUCUCCCGAGUGGCGCAGUGGUCUAAGGCACUGCAUCGCAGUGCUAGCUGUGCCACUAGAGAUCCUGGUUCGAAUCCAGGCUCUGUCGUAGCCGGCCGCGACCGGGAGACCCAUGGGGCGGCGCACAAUUGGCCCAGCGUCGUCCAGGGUAGGGAAUGGCCGGCAGGGAUAUAGCUCAGUUGGUAGAGCAUGGCGUUUGCAACCCCAGGGUUGUGGGUUCGAUUCCCACGGGGGGCUAGUAAUAAAAAAUAAAAAAUAAUAAUGUAAGUCGCUCUGGAUAAGAGCGUCUGCUAAAUGACGUAAAUGUAAUGUAAAUAAAACGUAGACCUAGGCUAUUUCUCAAUUAGCAUAUUAUCCGAAAUAAUUGUCAAAUUACUACAAUUUUCUUCUAAGGAUAUAAUACACACACAUUUUGCAACAAUAACAGCUGUAUUUAAACUGUAGCACUGUUUUGUUUGAUAUUGUUUUAGAUGUUACCAAUAAAAUGUUACUUUGCAUUGAUUUGCGUAUGAGUGAGUGAGAUCAUCAUCAAAUGAUCCGCCUAUUUCCUGUUGAAAUUCUAAACGUGAUUGGCUGCGCUCUGUGAGGCUCGAUUUCACUGACGCGCUCUGUUUGGAACAAUAAAUAGAGCGAACAAGACUUCUUCUAUUUCACAACUCUGGGAAGACGCAUCUAGAAGUUCUUGCUUCAACAGUGAUUGAACGGAACUCUUCUGCCUUCGUCCCGCACUGUAUAACAUUCCAGAUUUAUAACUUAACACGUACUUGAACUGUAAUAGCAAAAUAGUCUAAGAAACUCUAUUUUUGUACCGUUAAGUUUGAUAUAAAAUAAGAAAAUCUGCUAAAAUGGAGUCUCAGGUCCGCCAGAACUACCACAGCGACUGCGAAGCUGCCAUCAACCGGAUGAUCAACAUGGAGAUGUUUGCCUCUUACACCUACACUUCAAUGGCAAGUAGACUGUAAUUGGCUACCAAGAGGACCAUUUUCUUGCUCUACGCAGUAUUGUGUAUUAUGCAUGGGUCUAAAUGUCAUUAUUUUAUUCUGACUGUUUUCUGUAGGCAAUAGCCAAAUAAAACGGAACUCUGAAGUACACCCUUACGGGAAAAAAUGGCAUUGCAAUACUGCUAGAACGGAAUACUGAGUCAUGUUUGGCAUAUUUUUCUAACCACACUGUUUUGUCUAUCAACCUAGGCUUUCUAUUUCUCCCGUGACGACGUGGCUCUGUCUGGCUUCGCUCAUUUCUUCAAGGAGAACAGCGACGAGGAGCGCGAACACGCCGAAAAGCUACUCUCCUUCCAGAACAAGAGAGGUGGACGCAUUUUCCUCCAGGACAUCAAGGUGAGUGUCGAAACACAAAUUUGCAUUGUAGACUGUUAGAAGGGCAAAAAGGGUUCUUUAACUUCUCCUCCAUAGACGAGGGUUGUCUGAAAAUUUCUCUAUGAUAGAAAGAAUCCUUUAAGAAGAUCUGUUAAAGGGUUUACCAGGAACCAAAUGGUUAAUCUAGAAUAUAUAGGGACAAGCUCUAUGGCCCUCGAUAUAACUUUUUUCUAAUACUGGAGACUUGACAUUUUGGCGUCAUUGUUUUGAUUAGUAUUCAUGUUAAUGCAGAGUUCAUUGUAAGGCACGCCAUAUGUAGCUGCCCUGGUAUUAGAGCAAGGUGCUCAGAUGAGAAAUGGCCUGACUGCUGCCUCCAUAAACACUGAAUUAAAACAGCCUGAGGGGUAUAACUAUCCAGACUCUGCCAAUGUUAAUAGACAGGCCUACUCCAUUUAGGAGGUGCUUUUUUUCCAAAUGCAACUUAGUCAUGCGCGCAUACAUUUCACAUAUAGGUAGCCCCAGUAGGAAGUGAAUCCAUGACCUUUGGCGUUGAAAGUGCCAUGCUCUACCGACUGAACCACACCGGAUGAUUUGUGCUUCAUAAACUCAAACGUGGUUUUUUGUAUUGACUGUUAACUUGACCCUAUCUUGACUUUUUGCUUCAUUGGUUCGUUUGUUUUAGCCUCUUAUGUGCAAGAUAUACUGGCUAACUGUUGACUGUUAGUAGGUAUGCAUAGAAAUCUCUGCUAGAAGUCCCUAAACUUUGUUCCCUCUGUCCUGAGUAGAAGCCAGAUCGUGACGAGUGGGGCAAUGGGCUGGAGGCCAUGCAGUGUGCUCUGCAGCUGGAGAAGAACGUCAACCAGGCCCUGCUGGACCUGCACAAGAUUGCCUCUGACAAGAUUGACCCUCAUGUAAGUAAUGUCCCCCACGUUAUGGUGGAACCACACACAUUACAUGUAUACAACACAUAGAAUACAGCCACUGUACUGUCCCAGGAGCUGAUCAGGUUGUUGUAGCUCUGCUAACGAAUGAAGCCUGCCUCUUCACACAAACACAAUAGCCCACAGAUGUACAAGAAUGCACACUAUACAAAAAGAUGCAGCUAAUGCAUAAAUUGGACCGCUGCAAACACCUCAUUGAGUUAGUUAUCUAACCGUAUGUCAUUACCACCAGGCUCUUGUGUGUAACUGCAUCUACAAUAGUGUCUGUAGUUAUUCUCUUGUCUCACCUAUGUUUUCCUUCUUUAGCUGUGUGACUUCCUGGAGUCCCACUACCUGAAUGAGCAGGUGGAGGCCAUUAAGAAGCUGGGUGACUAUGUCACCAACCUCACCAAGAUGGAUGCUGUCAACAACAAGAUGGCCGAGUACCUGUUUGACAAGCACACCCUGGGAGGCCAGAGCUAAACCAUGUCCAGGCUACAGCCUCCAGCCUUAUACAAGGACUCCUGGUUUUUCUGCUCUAUCCUGCUGCCUUUGCAUCUAUAAGGAGGAGAGUGUUGAAGUGGUACAGAGCAAUACAGCUGUUCAAUUUGACAACCCUGUACUAGGUUUGGGAGGCAAGGCAUGUUGUGAAACAAAUUAGUAAAAAGAUCACAAAAGUAUUGCUGUGGCGUAAUGGAUGUUGUCUCAGUUUAUGCUGGUGCUUUUCUUACUGAGCAGCUCAA